AUGUCCGACGACUUUGCUACAGAGGCGUUUGCGCUUCUGGGCGUGGGGCUUGGAGUCAUCGCUUUGCGGACGUAUGCGCGAAUUAGCGCCGUCGGCGUAAGGCAUCUGCAGGUGGAUGAUUAUCUGAUGCUUCUUGUCGCAUGCACAUAUUCGGCCGAGACUGCUCUCGCAUAUAGCGUCGGAGCAUACUGGCAAGGACUCGCCAACAAUGGCAUGACGGACGAACAGAGGAGAAAUCUAGACCCCAAUAGCGAAGAGUACAGGAUCAGAGUCAACGGGUCAAAAACACAAAUUGCAGGAUGGAUCACGUAUAGCUGUCUGGUGCUUUGGCCCGCGAAAGCCGCCAUGUGCACCUUUUUCCUUCGUCUCACGGAAGGACUUCACAACUUUCAAAAGCGAAUUUACGGAGGUUUCGCACUGAUUGUGAUUACGUGGCUCACGGUGUUUUUCUCCAUCAUUUUCAGCUGCUUUCCGACGCACAAGAACUGGCAAAUCUACCCCGACCCAGGAAACACAUGCCAACCUGCGACUUCGAAGGUCAACAUUCUUGUCACUGUCGUCCUGAACGUCUUGACCGAUCUCUAUCUUAUGAGCAUACCGAUCCCGAUGCUAUGGUUCUCAAAGUUACCCCUGAGGAAGAAGCUGGGUCUGAUUGUGCUGUUUUCCGGAGGAAUAUUCGUGACUAUGGCAGGAAUCUUGCGCUGCGUCCUCAUUAUAUCGGACCCCGUCAAUGGCGCAUCACAAGCAGGAUCGUGGGCCGUUCGCGAGACUUUCGUUGCGGUUGUCACCACCAACGUUCCAAUGAUCUUUCCCCUCAUUCGCAGGUGGUUUAGCCCCAUUUUUGGCACCGUCGUCAGCACCCUACCUCUCAGCAACACGAACAAUAAGUACGGCUCGAAAGGACCCAAUUUGCCUCAACCCGGAAGCAUCAAGCUCGACGACGUGCCGGAUAGCAAGAACCGCAAAAAGGGACGACAGCCAUUCAGCCAGUAUCCAAUCACCGAGAUCACCGGAACAGGGAGUGAGGAGCAUUUGAACCAGCCACGGACUAUACCACCAAUGCCAACGUCAGGAGGGAUCAGCAAGAACGUGGAGAUUACGAUUGAAGAGUCCAAGCGGGAUAGCAGAAGAGAACUGGAUAAUAGAUCGGAGGAUAGUCUUGAGAGGGGGGACGCGUAUUUCACGGUUGACGUCAACGGCGGUGGGGACAGAGGACAUGAUAACAAAGAGCUACAGAUAGGCUCCAUGUAA
Colletotrichum siamense is the source of this 1251-nucleotide messenger RNA. RefSeq lists its product as uncharacterized. Bases 1 to 1251 code for a protein of 416 amino acids. The record is from RefSeq and is a predicted model, not a curated record. NCBI's taxonomy places the organism in Eukaryota, Fungi, Ascomycota, Sordariomycetes, Glomerellales, Glomerellaceae. The transcript is spliced from 7 exons.